This is a messenger RNA of Daphnia pulicaria, 1602 nucleotides long. Its product is annotated as protein cueball-like. NCBI's taxonomy places the organism in Eukaryota, Metazoa, Arthropoda, Branchiopoda, Diplostraca, Daphniidae. Bases 183 to 1448 code for a protein of 421 amino acids. The transcript has 6 exons. The record is from RefSeq and is a predicted model, not a curated record.
CGCCGUAACACACAGACGUUAAAUCUCUCAAAAGGAUGACUUUCGUAGCUUUCAUGUGAAAUCGAUCAGUUAACAGAGUGAUCAGCGCUUUACAAGUCGUGCUGGAGUUUCCACUAGAAGGAAGAACAAAUCAAAGUGAAAGGGGCCCAUACUUUAUUCAUUUAAUUUAAUUCUAAAAAGAAAUGCAGCUGAAACAUUACGUAACUUUCCUUGCGAUUGCAAUAGCAGUGGUGCGCAGUCUCAAAUACGAUGAUCUCAUCGUUGCCGCUGGUGAUCAGCUCGAAUUUCUCACCGAUGGAAGCGCUUAUCGAAGCUUGACUCUCAGUUCUUAUAACGCCACGAAAUUGUCGGCCCUCGCUUACGACGCCACGACGCAGAAACUCUAUUUCUCAGACCGACACCAUCACUACGGUCACAUCUUCAGCGUCAGUCUUGGCGAUGAAUACGGCCGUCCCGUUGAAGACAUCGUCGAGAAAAGCAACAAUGAAACUGUCGAGAGUUUGGCGUACGAUUCCGUGAACAAAAUGCUCUUGUGGACCGAUUGGUUCAAUCGAUCCAUACGUCGAGUAAAAGUCGCUCAAGAGCAUAUUCACAUCGAAGAGAAGGACGGAAUUGAGAUUGUCCAUUUCUUGGAAACCGACGCCAAACCGCGGGGAUUGGUAUUCGAUCCUUGCAUGAGGAUAUUGUAUUGGACCAACAUUUAUAAAUCCCGCCCUACGAUUGAACGUUCGUUUCUUAACGGGAGUCACCGCGAAAUCCUCAUUCAAAACGAUCUGUUUGUGCCCAACGCGCUAGACCUCGAUGUGCUGGAGCAGAGACUUUACUGGGCAGACAACCUCAGAGAAGACGACUACCACAAUUUCCACAUUGAAAGAAGCUUCGUGAAUGGGAGCGGCAGAGAGAAAAUCUAUCGCGGAAUUGGUCAAUUCAUUGUCAGUCUUACGGUGGGUGACGACUAUGUUUACUGGACGGAUUAUAACCACAAAAACCUCUGGGCUCUACGGAAGGAUGGAUCCUCGAAAAGUCCCAUGAUCCUUCGAACAUAUUCCCGAAAUCCAGCAAUGGGUGUGGUGAUAUUCCGUCGCCAGCCACUGGACUGCAGCGCGUGUUUAUCACCAGAAUUCCACCAUGAGUCUUCUGAAAGUAAAGAAGAAAUAAUUGUAGUAAUUUUAAGUGUUAUGGGCCUCGUCGUAAUGGGAAUAAUCAUCACUGUAAUUGUUUGGUGGGCGAGUUUAAAACGGCUCCUCGCUCUGCCUAAUAGGAAUGAAGGCACUUUCGCUUUCCGUAAUUUCCAGAACUGCAGCAGUGCUGCGACGAUGUCUGAAAUGAUAACAACACAGAAGCUGACGACAAGCGAGUCGACGAAGGAAAUUAGCGGAGGCAAUGCUAUACUACUCAGGAACGAUAACGACAACGAUGGUGGCGUUUUAUUGAAAUACGAAUUUUAAAAUCCCAAACGUUCCGCUUUUAAAAAAGAAGAUUUUUUAUACUUUUCCAUUCCAUUAAAUAUCUCCGCUUUGAAACGGUGAUUGGACUAUGUACAGUCAACGCAUAAUCUGUAAUAUUUUUGUGUACAUCGUUCAUUACACUGCCACGCCCUUA